GAGAAAGAAGACGAUAGCUGCCCAAGUGAUUUGUUGUGGCAUCAUGUUACGGGGAACGAACAUCAUAGGUAAAUAUCCGGCUGAAGCAAGGAAGCCGUCCAAGGCAUCCUUGAGUUCUUCCCGGGGCGUUCGCUUGAGUAUGACGCCUCAAGUGCGGCUUGUGGAAUCGUACCAGCCGGAGUCGUUAGCGCAGGCGACCAGUCCUUCGUCGUUAGGAAGCCCCUUGAUUGAAGAUUGGGUCUCUCCAGCUACUGCAUAUGGGAGUACAACGCUGCCGAGGAGAUCAUCGCUCCGGGAGUUUAUCUCCACUUUGUCGCUCUACAACAUACACGACAGAACAUGGUUCAAGAAAUGCAUUCCUGUCCUCGUAUUUAUCGUCGCCGCGCUUGUCAUCGCUUCUGCCGUGACCGUGUGGAUCGCGCUGAGCGAUCGAGUGACUGGGCCGAGCGGCACCACGCAUUUUUACACGAGCGCGUGCAACGUGCCGCUUGACGAGCCUCAGGUGCGCCUCGCAUCCCUCGGCGCCACGGUUUACGGCAAGCUCGACAGCAGCGGCAGGCUGCGCAAGUUCUUUGGCAUCCCGUACGGCCGCAACGUGAGCACCGCACGGAGGUUCCAGUUUGCACAGAGCGUAACGAGCUUGGGCGAGAACGGGUCCUUCUAUGCUUAUGCACAUGGUCCCCAGUGUCCGCAGGGAGACCUUGCAAAUCCGAGCACGGACGAGGAGUGCCUGACCCUAUCCAUCUGGGUCCCUGUCGUGUGCCCUGCUAGCAGCCCACUCAAGGCCGUGUUGGUGGUUGUGGCUUCCGAAUGGUUCCAGUUCGACAACACUGGUCAACUUGACCGCAAGUGGGCGACUCUGAGCCUCGGAGGAGAUAUCGUCAUCGUCACCAUCAAACAUAGACUCGGGCUCCUAGGCUUCCUGGAUGCUAAUUCGAACGAAGCGUCCGGAUAUGCUGGUGUCGAAGACGUCUUCCUCGCUCUCAAGUGGAUAAGCGAGCACAUCCGAGCUUUCCACGGCGAUCCUGCUAGUCUCGUGGGUUUUGGUUUUGGAGCCGGCCCCUACAUUGCGUCGAUUGACUUGUUUGCUCAAGCGCAGAGCAAGCAGAAAUUCUUUAAGCGUCUGCUUCUGCACGGCGUCUCACCAGCUUCUCUGCUUCCGCGUCUCAAACCUGACGACUUGAGAAACCUCGCGAUUUCGUUGCAGUGCCCAACCACAACUAGCACAUCUUCGCUCGUCCAAUGCCUCAGGGCAAAUGACCUGAAACGCAUAUUCGAAGAAGCUGCGAAAUUGUCUCUGCUCUUCGCGCCUAACUGCGACAGGCCUCCUUUUGAUGGUUGCGACAAGAUCUUCGCAAAACUGCCAGGCUCAUUGGCUGGUGUGGCUAUACUUUGUGGCUACAACAAGAAUGACGGCCACGAGUUUUUCAUGCGGUACAUCCUGAAACAAUCCAAAAAGCUAGACAGUCAAAACCCAGAAGAAAUGUUCGAAAAACUUCAAAUAUUUUUCACCGGGAAAAAGGGAAAGCAUAAUUUUAAGGAUCUGCCAGACCAGGUGCAGCGUGAGCUCAAUGAAGCCGGCAAGGCUAGAGAGCAAGGUUUCAGUGAGUUGGUGUCAGACAUGGUCCUGCGCUGCCCUAUGAUUGAACUGGCUCGGCAGACGACAGCGAAGGGAGCUUCCGUCCACCUUUACGGCUCUGACGGUGCUCACAACCUUUUGGAACCAGCUUUGAUGAUGGCCGAUAUUGUCGCCUUUGUGAGACAAGGGAGCGUCAGCUGGCCCAUGUUUUCCGAAGGCAGUGUUAUGCUGCUCGCCAAUGGCACUUCACGACAACUAGUGGAAUCGGAAGGAAGCGACUGUUUGCUGCCGCAUCAAAUAUCCCGAAGCCUCAUUCAAUAACUGUGGAACUAUUUUCGACAUGCGUAUGGAAUGUUGGAAGGCCCACAUGUUGAAGCCCUCGGGACAGUUUUGUAGUGUUUCAUAAUUUUUACUGAAUGUUGGCGUUUCUUGCCCCAAAUCAUGCAGAAGUAAAGAAUGUUUUAUGAUAGUUAAAAGCUAAGAAAAUUUGAAUGAUAUGCACUUGGCAAUAAGCACAUUCAAACAAACGUGUUCAUCCCCGAAAGGAACAACUAAUGAUAGUCUUAUUUCUUUCUGGUCAUUGUUUUGUAAGAAAGUGAAACAUGCGGGAAUUCACAAGGUGUACAAAGCUUUCAUGAAGAAGAACUGCAGUAUUCAACAGGAAGCAGGAAAGCGCCAUCAAGACGAGCUGUGACACAGUUCGUGCUUGCUUAACGUGUUCAUUUUUAUUUUUGGAUACGAUCAUACAUUGGCUUUGACCAUAUGGAUGUAAGGGCAAAGCGUUGCCUUGUAAGGAUUAAGUAUUUUUAGUGGCUGUGAGCUAAGUAAUUCAUGUGCACAUACUCAAGCGCACUCUCAAAAAGUGUUUCUUAAAUCUCCGGGAGUGUGCAUCACUCAGCCGUUCCGGCUCCUGCUUUUUUGUUCGUAAACUAUCGCAGCCCUUAUUAUUAUU
Dermacentor albipictus is the source of this 2531-nucleotide messenger RNA. RefSeq names its product cholinesterase-like. NCBI's taxonomy places the organism in Eukaryota, Metazoa, Arthropoda, Arachnida, Ixodida, Ixodidae. The record is from RefSeq and is a predicted model, not a curated record.